GUUCGUGGCUCCUGUUAUGGAUGGGGUGGGGCACACCGUUACGCGACCACCACGGCAGUCGACUCGCGGUCUCGAUCAGCGUUCAGUCAGCGAUGGAGUACGCGCUUGCCCUGACCGGUUAUCUGUGGCUGCUCGCCGGGACGCUCGGUCUCAUCGCGGGCUAUCUGUUCGUUUGGAGGCGCUACACCUUCUGGAAGCGGCACAAUGUGCCGUACGCCGAACCGGAGCUACCGUACGGGAACUUUAAGGAGUUGGGCAAAACGCUCCAUCCGGCCCACCUGAGUCAACGGUUCUACGAGCGGUACAAGGAUCUGCCCGGUAGCCCCGGUUUCGUCGGUUUGUACAUCUUCCUCAAUCCGGUCCUGAUGGUGACGAAUUUGCGGCUCGCGAAACGGAUUCUCAUCGAGGAUUUUCACUAUUUCCCCGAUCGGGGUGUGUACUUUAACGAGAAAGAUGACCCACUGUCGGCGCACCUGUUUUCCCUCGAGGGUGCCAAGUGGCGAGACUUGCGAGCGAAGAUAACGCCCACCUUCACAAGUGGUCGCAUGAAGGCCGCCUUCCCGAUGGUACUCGCGAUCGCUCAGCAGUUCUGUGAUCAUCUGUCGGAAGGUGUGCGCAGUGAUGGUGCAGUGUUGGAAAUUCGUGAUCUGAUGGCCCGCUUCACCACGGACGUGAUCGGUUCGUACGCGUUCGGGCUCGAUUGCAACAGUUUCCGGGAGCCGGAGAACGAGUUCCGGCGUAUCGGGCGGAAGCACUUCGACACACCGCGCAACCAUCCACUGAAGGUGUUCAUCAUGAAAACGUUCCGCGGGCUCGCGAACGCGCUCGGCAUGAAGCAGAUCCACGACGAUGUGGCCGAGUUCUUUAGCGGGAUCAUCCGCGAGACGAUCGCACACCGGGAGCGGAGUGGCGAGAGCCGGCAGGACUUUCUGGAGCUGCUGAUAAGACUGAAAAACACCGGCAUGCUCGACGGUGCCAGUGAGAUAGUGGGCCGGCUAACGUUCGAGGAGAUUGCAGCGCAAGCGUUCAUUUUCUUCACUGCCGGCUUCGAGACGUCAUCUGGGGCGAUGACCUAUACGCUGUACGAGCUCGCACUGAAUGAGGAGGUUCAGCAGCGGGCACGCGACUGCGUACUGACCGAGCUCGACCGUCACGACGGUGAACUGACGUACGAUUCGUUCAAGAACAUGCUCUACUUGGAUCAGUGCAUCUAUGAAACACUGCGUAAGUAUCCACCGGUGGCCAUUUUGGAGCGCAUCGUAUCGAAACCGUACCGAAUGCCGGACACCGGCAUUGUGCUGCCCGUUGGGAUGAAGAUCAUGAUACCGGCGUACGCCAUCCAUCACGAUCCCGCUCUCUAUCCCGAGCCGGCCAGCUACCGGCCGGAACGGUUCACCCCGGAACAGAUGGCAAAACGGGAUUCGUGUGCGUUCCUGCCGUUCGGUGAGGGCCCACGGAUCUGCAUUGGACUGCGCUUCGGUAUGAUGCAGGCACGCAUCGGACUGGCCUUGCUGUUGCGACACUUCCGGGUAAUGGUGUGCGACAAAACGGAGGUACCGCUUUCCUUCUCCACGACGGCAUUCGUCUUGAUGCCCGAGAAAGGCGUUUGGUUGCGAUUGGAGCGAUACGAAUGAGAUGGUAGGCAAGAACUGACUUUCGAUUAGUAGAACUUAUUUCAGGGAUCGUUAUGAAAUGCUCAAAUCUAUUCUCAAAUUUUUAAACGAAAUUUCAGUUGAUUUACUAAAAUAUUCUGUUUUUUCUACUUAAGCGUUUAUGUAUCGAGAUGCAACAUUUUUCAAAAGGUUUCCUUAAAUGAAAAUCAACAUAAAAUAA
This is a messenger RNA of Anopheles darlingi, 1833 nucleotides long. Its product is annotated as cytochrome P450 6a8-like. Lineage: Eukaryota; Metazoa; Arthropoda; Insecta; Diptera; Culicidae. The record is from RefSeq and is a predicted model, not a curated record. The coding region runs from base 21 to 1634 and encodes 537 amino acids. Gene Ontology annotation, molecular function: iron ion binding; oxidoreductase activity, acting on paired donors, with incorporation or reduction of molecular oxygen; heme binding. The transcript is spliced from 2 exons.